Messenger RNA from Hydra vulgaris (swiftwater hydra), 1275 nucleotides. RefSeq names its product potassium voltage-gated channel subfamily B member 1-like. Gene Ontology annotation, cellular component: voltage-gated potassium channel complex; membrane. Gene Ontology annotation, molecular function: delayed rectifier potassium channel activity. Gene Ontology annotation, biological process: potassium ion transmembrane transport; protein homooligomerization. NCBI's taxonomy places the organism in Eukaryota, Metazoa, Cnidaria, Hydrozoa, Anthoathecata, Hydridae. The record is from RefSeq and is a predicted model, not a curated record.
AUGGCACAUGUGGGUUUUGUGGAAAAUAAUUCUGCAGUCCAGAAAACUUCAUCAACAUGUAUCAGCAAUUUACUUACCGUCAAUAUCAGCGGCCAAAGAUUUCAACUAAUUCGAAAUAUUCUUUAUAUUCAUAGAAGUACAAGGCUUGGCAGAUUAGUGACUCAACCGUUUGUUGAAGAUAAUUUAUUUGACUAUUAUGAUGAAUUGCUUGAUGAAUAUUUUUUUCAAAGAGAUCCAACUUGUUUCCCGAUGAUACUUGCUUAUUACACCAGUGGUCAAUUGCAUUUGUCAUGUUUUUUGUGUCUAGAGUUUCUUCAAAAUGAAAUGCUUUAUUGGGGCAUUCCUUUCAGCUUACAAGGUUGUUGCACAAAUAAACGUCUUAUAGGAUUAGCUUCGAUUGAAAAUAAAAAAAACUGUACAAAUGAUUCAGAUAAAGUUAAUGAGCAAUCAAGAUCAUUAGAGAGUAAAGUAUCAAGUACUCAAAAAGAAAAAAUUUGGAAUUUUCUAGAAAACGAGGAUUCAUCAACGAUUGCAAUGGUAUUCAGCAAACUUUCCUUAAUAAUGACUAUUGUUUUUAUCAUCACUUUAUGCUUAAGUACUUUCCCUGAAUUGAAUACAACAUUGCCAAAUGGAAAAAAAGAAGUCAGCUCCAAAUUAAAAAACUUUGAUGCAGCAUGUUUUGUUUGGUUCACAUGCGAAUAUAUUGCACGAUUUUUGUCCUGCCCAAAUAAGUUACUUUUUAUUAAAUCAUUCCUUAGCGCUAUUGAUCUUUUGGCCAUUACGUCUACUUUCACAAACUUAAUAGUUACAGCUUCUCUAGGCCGCAACUCCCUUUAUAACGUGGCAGCGGCACGCUUUAUCAAGGCUCUUCAAAUACUGUGCAUAUUUCGUAUAUUUAAACUAGGUAGAUAUUUUCCUGGAUUUCAAGUACUUGGUCACACCAUCUUACAAUGCGUUUCUGAAUUAGUCCUUUUUUUAAUGCUAGUAAUUGUAGACAUGGUAUUUUUUUCUGCACUUGUAUACCACGUAGAGGAACACGUUCAAGACACAAAGUUUACUAGUAUCGUGGAAAGUUUUUGGUGGGCAAUAGCCACAAUUUCAACAGUUGGAUACGGAGAUAUUUAUCCAAGAACCACCGUAGGAAAACUACUAGGAGGCAUGUGUUGUUUAUCUGGAAUGAUGUUCAUAACAUUACCUAUUCCAAUCAUUGCAAAUAGCUUUUUUAAUUCGUAUAAACACCUCAUAGAAAGUAGAAAACAAAACAAAUCGAAAUGA